This is a messenger RNA of Chenopodium quinoa (quinoa), 1607 nucleotides long. Its product is annotated as probable aspartic protease At2g35615. The record is from RefSeq and is a predicted model, not a curated record. The coding region runs from base 59 to 1381 and encodes 440 amino acids. Gene Ontology annotation, biological process: proteolysis. NCBI's taxonomy places the organism in Eukaryota, Viridiplantae, Streptophyta, Magnoliopsida, Caryophyllales, Amaranthaceae. Gene Ontology annotation, cellular component: extracellular region. Gene Ontology annotation, molecular function: aspartic-type endopeptidase activity. The transcript has a single exon.
CCUAAUUCAUGUGUUGCCUAUCCUUCAUAUUCAUUCCUUGGGAAUUAAUCUUUUCAAAAUGUCUAUCUUACUGAUUUACUUCCUUACAAUACUGUCCUACACAAACACACUACACCCAUGGCUCAUUGAAGCUAGUACUCGAACAAAUAACGGCUUUUCCAUUGAUUUAUUCCACCGUUACUACUCUCCAAUAUCUCCAUUCUACAACUCCUCCAUGUCUCCUAAAGAACUCCUCCAACGAUUAGUCCUUUCCUCGAACUCAAGGCACCAACAAAUCAUAUGGCAGCAGAGUAACAUAGAAGUUAGUACUAAUUUAAUUCCUAAUGUGGGAGACUACCUCAUGCAAAUCUCUGUUGGUACUCCACCAGUACAGCUAGUCGCGGCUGCAGUGACAGGAAGUGACCUUACAUGGUUUCAGUGCAGACCUUGUGUCCUUUGCUACCCACACAACACCACCAAUUUCGAUCCUCAAGCUUCUAAAACCUACAAGAACCUUCCUUGUGAUGCAGAACAUUGCUCUAACCUUAAUACAGGACACAUAAACUGUGACCAAAAUGAAAAUUUGUGUAGGUAUUGGUAUACUUAUGGCAAUGCAACAACUAUUACUGGAGGAGUCAUGGGAACGGACACGUUUUCCUUUAGUUCUUUCGAUGGGGAUGAAGAACAGGCUGCCUUCCCCUCCAUAACAUUUGGAUGUGGGUAUCAGCAAGCAGGGUUUUUCGAUUCUAACUCUGCAGGUGUUGUAGGACUCGGAAAUGGACCUGUUUCGCUUGUUUCACAACUAGGACCCUCGAUUUCUUACAAGUUCUCCUACUGCUUAACUUAUCCUUCCUCACAUAGAGCAAGUAAGUUGAGAUUUGGAGGUAUGCUUGAAGAUACAUCAGAAAUUGGAGGUUUGACAACUCCUUUUGUUACCAAUGAUCCUUCAUCCUCUUAUAGCCUCGAGUUAAAUGGAAUUAGCGUAGGCCAAUUGAACUUGAACAUGAACAGGGAGAUCAUCAUAGACACCGGAACCACACUUACUUACAUAGAUCCGAGCAUCUUCUAUAAGCUCGAAGCUAUGGUGAACGAUGCCAUAGGGGCAUCCCCGGUUUCUAACAAUCCUUUGGUGGAGCCUGUUUUGUGCUAUGAUCCAGAUGAAUCGGCUUUAAAUCCCCCUGACAUAGUCUUUCAACUUAGCGGGGGUGACUUAGUACUAAAGGCAAACAAUAUCUUCUUUGUACUUGACCAUUACCUUUGCUUGUCCAUUGCUAAGUCACCAAAAGAUGGGGAUCCUAUGGUGCUAGGGAACAUGGCUCAGACCAACCUUGAGAUCGAGUUCAAUCUGCUAAGCAAGACAGUUAGGUUUACUCCUAAAUAUUGUUCUCAAGAGAGCAGCUAGCGCGAAGCACAAGUCCUAUCAGGAGUUUUUAAAAGAUGAAACCACAUAUCUAUAUAGCUUUUCGCGAAGAAUUUAUUCUAAUACAAUUAGAUGAGAGUUUAUGAAGUUAUCUUCUUUAUCUUAAGCUUAGAUGAAAAGUUGAAAACCAUCCAUUGUAAUAUUUUGCUGUGUUCGACCUCUGCCUGUAAGCUGAGUUAUGGUUAAUAAUACAAUCAUUUCUGCUAUA